Corylus avellana is the source of this 2878-nucleotide messenger RNA. RefSeq lists its product as uncharacterized. The record is from RefSeq and is a predicted model, not a curated record. Lineage: Eukaryota; Viridiplantae; Streptophyta; Magnoliopsida; Fagales; Betulaceae. Gene Ontology annotation, molecular function: RNA binding; zinc ion binding.
GCCACGUCCCAAACUAGCUUCACCACUAAGAUUACUUCAUGAUGUAAAAUCAGGUGCGCUCAGGCCCAGAGUCAGGGAAAAAUGAUACGGCGAUCUCGGCCAAAAUCAACGCAAGACUGUGUUUCUAUUUGUUGAUACCUGUGGUCCGAACACCACUGGAUCAUCUCUCCGCUCUUCAAUCUUCAUGACCAACGCUUACGGGUCGAGUCAAGGAGGAAAGCCGGAGGGUCCAGAAAGAAGUGAGUAAAGAAGCGCACCGGGGGUUUUAGGUUAGAGCAACGAAGCUAAAGUCAGUGCACAGUUUGUGUCCGUUCGGUGAUUGUUCUGGUUAUUACUUUUUGCACGCAAGGUGUUUGACGGAAUUCAUCUGUGUGCAGGACAUUUUAAAUCUGUUUCGUUGCUUAGAAAUCCAAGGAAACGAUGUCUUUGUAUAUUGGUAAUCUAUCAGCUCGAACUCGAAGAGAUGAACUUGAAUAUUUUUUCAGAAGGUUUGGGCACUGUAAUGUACAGCUUAAAAAAGAUGGAUAUGGGUUCGUAGUAUUUGACUACCCUCAGGAUGCAGAGAAAGCUUUGAGAGCACUACAGGGCAGGAACAUCUGUGGAGAGCCAUUGACUCUUACAUGGUCUAAUAAACAGCCCCAACCUUUUCGAAAAUUUGCAAGAGGUGCUAGAUCCUAUGAGCCGCUGCAUGGAAGGAAUGCUGUGAGAGGAGGAGAUUAUGCUAGUAGAAAAAUGGGUUCAAAUGGUUGGAGGGAUUACGGAAUGGGUAUUAAACAACCAGAUAGUGAUGGUAGAAGGCCUAAUUCUGCUGACAUGCUUGAUGAUGAGCCAGGCUACCAUCAAGACAACCUAAAAGAUAAUGUUGAGGAAGAACUUCAAGGUUUGCAUGAUGAAGGUCGCAGUGUUGUAGCCAACUUGGACAACGAUAGAUGGGUUGGGCAAGUUCUUGAGCGCUCAUAUGAUAAGGGGGUUGAAAAUGGAAUAGAAUUUGACCGUUAUGAACCUUACAAGAGUUACGAUGAAAAAGGUGAAAAUGAAAACCAAAGGAUGGGCUAUACAGGUCGUUCUCCUGCCACAAGUUCUCAAGAGAAUCUAGGGAGAGAGCAGAUUGACGCUGCAGCUCUGAACUGUUCUAAUGAUUCUAAACCUCUGCAAACUUGCUUCAGUUGCGGGGCUUCUGGCCACAAAAACCGUAAUUGUCCCAGAAAACAUGCUUCGCAGAGAACAUCCACUAAGUUUGAUCUUAGGCAGGACUAUGAUAUUGAUAAAAAUGGUAGAGGCAAAGGAGAGGUCAGUAGAUUUGGAUCCAAAUCCUGGGGAAAACUGCGGUCACACAGGGAUACUAUGUCUGUAAGGCAACACAGAGAUGAUAGGUGGGCAUCUGGUUCUAGAAACCAUCGGAGGGUGAUAAAUAGUAUAACACAGGAAACUGAUAGGGACAGGAGAAAGGACUAUGGAGGAAAGAAGAGGCGGGAAAUAGGAAGUCCUACACGCAGUACCACAAAGAAAGCGAGGAAGUCAACUGCAUCGCCAGACCAUUCUGAUAAUGCUGCAUGCAGGUCACGCCCUACUUUCCAAUCCUCAAAGACUCUGCCAAAGUCCAGUAGAUCGAGAUCCCCAUUUUCCAGAGCACAUUCCUUGUCUUCUAAUUUAAGGUCCAGUUCAAAAUCACACUAUUCUGGGUCCAGAAGUUAUAAGUCUAGGUCAAGGUUGAGCUCACCCGCGUCUUUGUCUGUGUCUGUAUCACUUGGUCGGCCUUUACCAUCCUCUCCAAAUAAGGUGCAGUUGAAUCUAAAAGGCUCCUUGUAUAAUGCUACUGCUCCUGAAUCCAAGGACAUUCUAGUUGAACAGGUAGAGCCAGUAGACAGUGAUAAAAGGUUGGAGAAGGCUAAACUUGAAAAUACAAUGAUGGUUGUCAAUAAUGAAUAUGUACUGUCAUCCUCUAAAGUUGAAGAUGACAUGGAAAAGGACCAGCCUCCGGUGAGGGAGGACAAUGGCAACCAUAUUGCAUCUGGGUCAUUAUAUGAAGUAGAAAAUCCAAGCACACUCCUGUCAGAGAAAGGCACUCUUACUGCUGGGAAUUCAUCUUCUGAGAUGUUCGGAGAGAUGAUGGAAUUUCAAAAUUCUGGCACAUUGGAGAUCGAACAUAUGCAGGCAUCAAUCAAGAAGCCAGAUUCAGAGGCACUUGCCAAUUCCCAGACUGGCCAUUCAACAAGCAUGUCCUUAGAAGAGAUGUACAGGGUUCUGAAGCAUUAUGGCCUUGAACUCUCAGAAGAAAAUGAAAGACAUCUAUCUGUUGAGGCAUACUUUGGUUCUGCUCGCUUAUGGCCUUGGGAGAUCAUCUACUACAGGAGGCAGAAAAAGGGCCCUAUUUCCCUUGAGAACUAUGACAGGCGGGUUGUUCAGAAUGAAGAGUUUGGUAUGGUCGAUAAGUAUAUCAGGAGCAGUAGUGGAUGGGGAGAAAUGGAUAAAGAAAACUCUUGAAAGGUUUUGUCUGUAGAUGUGCUGACAUAUUUUUUGUCCUCAUAGACCCCGAGAUCUAUCUUCAUUUUAAUACUAGUAUUUUCGGUUUCACAUGCAAUAUUUCUAGCAGAUAUCUCAAGUAGAAGUUUUAAAGAGGUAAAUUUGCAGAACAUGUUCCAUAUGAUUAUAGUUGUAGCGUCCUAUAUUGAUGUUCGAAAUCAUAUUAAUUUGAUGUAGUUUUCUUCUUCAAAUGAUGUGUAUCAUGCUGGUUGUAUGUUGGAUUUUGAGUAGUUGUACAAAAUUGUGGAGUGACAAAAAAUUGGGAAAUUUUUUAGUCCUGAUUUUUUGAGGCUUUGAGCAAAGCUUCAUAGCAGUUCAUGUAAAUGUUAUUAUGCACUCUUGUUCUUUUACCGCA